This is a messenger RNA of Caenorhabditis elegans, 738 nucleotides long. RefSeq names its product histone acetyltransferase. NCBI's taxonomy places the organism in Eukaryota, Metazoa, Nematoda, Chromadorea, Rhabditida, Rhabditidae. Gene Ontology annotation, molecular function: histone acetyltransferase activity; protein-lysine-acetyltransferase activity. The coding region runs from base 76 to 660 and encodes 194 amino acids. The record is from RefSeq and is marked reviewed. Gene Ontology annotation, biological process: chromatin remodeling. The transcript has 3 exons.
AUUAAAAAUAGAACGCAGACACCGAGAGAUGCGAUGCAGGGAGGCCUUGAAGGGUGUGCGGUGCCAUUGAACCACAUGAACCCGGCGCUCUCCCCAGACCAACCAUUUUUCGACAACCGAGUAUCAUCUUCCUCUCGCAUUGAACAUAUAAACAAUGAUGGCCCAAUGUCAUUCACAUCUUCUUGUAUGAGAGAUAUGGGAAGGGAGAAGAUUGAAAUUGUCGAACGUGGUCUGCUCCAUGCUCUCUAUUGUCCAAGAGCACAUCAUUCGUGUUGCCUUCUGUGCACCCGAAUGAAAUUUGUCAUUAGUCACACGAGGAAAUGUGUUAGGCGACGGAGGGAGGUGUGCGAGGUGUGCAGUACAGUUGUCUCGAUUACGGUAUUUCAUGCAAGAGUUUGUGACGAAGAAGAGUGCCAGAUUCCGUUUUGUCACGAGAUUCGAGAUGCGAUGGAGACAUAUUCCGCCGGAUCCUACCAUCUCUACGAUCUCGACCACUUGGUGCAUCGAGUCGUCCGUCGCCUACAGGAUCUCUCCCCCGAUCAACAACUAUCAGAUGAAGAAGACGGAGAAGCUGAAGUCGCUGGAGAUCAGCACUGGAAUUAUUUCAAAUUUCUCGAGCAAGAUCAAGUUGCCGAGGUCUCUUCCACAACAAAUGACUAAUUCAUAGUACUUGUUUUUUUUGCGUUGCCAAACAAUAUGAAGUGUAAAUAUUUAUAAAGUAUUGAUUAAUUAAUUUAA